AAAUAGGUUAGGAGAGAGAAAAAAGAUAUGAGAAAGGUGGUUUGAUUUUUUUUGUUUUUAUUUAUAUGAGGGGGGGGGGUAAAAUUAAUACAGAUACUAAUUUUAGGGAAGGGUGUAGGGUAAUAUGCGUAGACUAGUGUCUAGCCAUAUAUAAUUAGACAUAUCACAAUGGGCUUGUCAUAAACACUGUCCAAACAAAUUAAUGUUGUAUAAAGCCCAAUAUACACAUAAUUUAUUAAAAAAAAAAAAUUUAAAAAUGGAAUAAAAUGGAUCAGAUAAAUGUUUUGGACCGUUGGCUGAAGAUGACCACCACCGCCGGCGAAUCGUCGAUUUUCCGCGGCUGCGUAGCCCCUCAAAAACCAUCAAAUUCCCUCAAUAAAUCCAAAUUUCCCGCCAAAAAUCCGCCUUCAACCGUCCAAUUUGGCGCCAAAGCAGCUCCCUUUCUCUGUCCUACCUCUGCUCUUCCACCCACUUCAGAUAGUUAUGAAAAUCUCGGUUCGUGUGGGAGGAGAGGACUCAUUUUCCUUUCUGUCACUCUACCUUCUUUAUUCCCUUUGCAAGAAUAUGUCAAAGAUUGUAAUGCUGAAGCAGAAGAGCUGGGAGCUCCUGAUUACCUACUUAUAAAGGAUGAGAUAAGGAAGGUUUUGUCCAAAGGAAAGGCUGCUGGUGUACUUCGUCUCGUGUUUCAUGAUGCAGGAACCUUUGAGCUCAGUGAGAAUUCAGGAGGUAUGAAUGGCUCUAUAACAUACGAACUUGAAAGACCUGAGAAUAAAGGGCUAAAAAAGUCUCUCAAGAUCAUUGAGAAAGCCAAAAAUGUAGUGGAUGAGAGACAAUCAGUGUCCUGGGCGGACAUGAUUGCUGUAGCAGGAGCUGAGGCAGUCUCAAUUUGUGGAGGUCCGGAUAUUCCAGUUCGUUUGGGAAGACUUGAUUCGCUGACUCCUGAUCCCGAAGAAAAACUACCUGAGGAAUCACUGGAUGCACCAAGCUUAAAACAGUGCUUUCAAAGAAAGGGCUUUUCUACACAAGAACUUGUUGCUCUUUCUGGGGCACAUACUCUUGGAAGUAAAGGUUUUGGAAGCCCCAUCGUAUUUGACAAUUCAUACUACAAAAUUCUCCUUGAGAAACCAUGGCUGUCGUCAGCUGGAAUGUCAAGUAUGGUUGGACUUCCUUCGGAUCGUGCAUUAGUAGAGGAUGAUGAAUGCUUAAGAUGGAUUACAAAUUACGCGAAUGACCAGGAUAGAUUUUUUGAGGAUUUUAAGAAUGUCUAUAUCAAGUUAGUCAAUUCUGGUGUAAGGUGGAAAUCUUCUUGAGCAUAUGCUCCAACUGGAGCUUCCAAGCGAAAAUAUGGUGAUACUUAACAUCUUGAAAAGGAUUUUGCACUUUCACUGCUGCUAUGGAUCAUGGAAGGAUUAGAUCAUACACUUUAUUUUUAGGUGAAUAGGGAAGAUAAUCUGUACUAUUUUUAUCAAAUUCGUAUUAAUUUGUACUAUCAAUUAAAACUAGCUGUAGGGCGGGCUUUAUCUAAUUGCUCAUUUAGGAAAUUUCCUAGGUUGUUUGAAACUGGCUUCUUACCUUGGAUAAUAUUGGUGAUGAUGGUAUUGCUUGAAAA
Molecule: messenger RNA, 1609 nt
Organism: Chenopodium quinoa (quinoa)
Lineage: Eukaryota; Viridiplantae; Streptophyta; Magnoliopsida; Caryophyllales; Amaranthaceae
Product: putative L-ascorbate peroxidase 6
Exons: 10
Coding region: 267-1310 (347 amino acids)
Biological process (GO): hydrogen peroxide catabolic process; cellular response to oxidative stress; response to reactive oxygen species
Molecular function (GO): heme binding; peroxidase activity
Source: RefSeq, a predicted model, not a curated record